Molecule: messenger RNA, 1362 nt
Organism: Lolium rigidum
Lineage: Eukaryota; Viridiplantae; Streptophyta; Magnoliopsida; Poales; Poaceae
Product: protein STAY-GREEN, chloroplastic-like
Exons: 3
Coding region: 520-1362 (280 amino acids)
Source: RefSeq, a predicted model, not a curated record
CGCUCCGGUCCGAUGAAACGCCGAGGACAAGAGAGACGGAGAGCAUCCAGAGCUUCUUCUUCGUUUGCCGGCUCCCACACACAACCGCGACGUUUCCCGAGCCCUCACUCCACCACCACCACCUACUGUCGCUUCCUUGACCCUAACCGCCCUCCUAUAACUCCCCAAAACCUGCUGCCCCAUCCAAUCAGUAGCCACUUGGGGAACAAACGACGAAUCCAAUUGAGCUCUCCCUUUUGCCAGUGCCGCACGCACACGCGAUUCCACCGAUCGAUCUACCGCUCUCUCCUGCAGUCUUGGGGCUACUGGAUCGAUCUGGUCGUUGCUUAAUUUCUUCCGGUUGAGGCGUGCAAGCUACACCGUGCCCUUUGCUCCACGCCGGUUAACUAGCCGGCGACCCUGCGCGAUCGAGCCCAUCCUACCUAGUUCAUAGGGUUCCUUUCUUGGCAUCUGGUUCAGCUCCUACUUUUGGUUAGCCUCCGAGGUGGAAGCAGAGAGCCUGAUCCAAGGAGGGCAGACAUGGCCACUGCCGCUUCCACCAUGUCCCUGCUCCCGCUCUCCCAGCUCAAGCAGCUUCAGCAGCAGCGCCGGCAUGGCGGCGCCAGCUCCGUGCUCGUGCUCGGGCGGCGGAAGCGAUUCGUCGUGCCGAGGGCGCGCCUGUUCGGUCCGGCCAUCUUCGAGGCGUCGAAGCUCAAGGUGCUGUUCGUGGGGGUGGAGGAGGAGAACUCGAAGCACCCGGGGAAGCUGCCGCGGACCUACACGCUCACCCACAGCGACGUCACGGCGCGCCUCACGCUGGCGGUGUCGCACACCAUCCACGCCGCGCAGCUGCAGGGCUGGUACAACAGGCUGCAGCGGGACGAGGUGGUGGCCGAGUGGAAGAAGGUGCAGGGCGCCAUGUCGCUGCACGUCCACUGCCACAUCUCCGGCGGCCACUUCCUCCUCGACCUCAUCGCGCCGCUCCGCUACUACAUCUUCCGCAAGGAGCUACCCGUGGUUCUGAAGGCGUUCGUGCACGGCGACGGCAGCCUGUUCAGCAGCCACCCGGAGCUGGAGGAGGCCACGGUGUGGGUCUACUUCCACUCCAACCUCCCGCGCUUCAACCGCGUCGAGUGCUGGGGCCCGCUCCACGACGCCGCCGCGCCCUACGACGACGAAGUCGCCGUCGACGCGCCGGCCGCCGACCCUACCAUGGCCAUGACGGCCGCGGAUGAGCCGCAGACGAUGCCGCCGGCGAGCGAGUGGCCGCGGCGGUGCGCCGGGAAGUGCGAGUGCUGCUUCCCGCCCGAGUGCCUCAUCCCCUGGCCGCACGAGCGCGACAUGGCGGCGGCCACCGACGCCGGCCAGCCGCCGCCCCAGUGA